CAGUAGUUCGCUGCCGUCUCGGGCGCGCCGGCUGGUUCGGUAGCCAUGCAGCGGGGCGGGGGGAGCGCGGCGCGUUCGCAGGCGUUCCGGUUGCCAGGGAGACAUGGCUACGCGGUGGAAUUUUCGCCCUACCUGGCGGGGCGCGUGGCGUGCGCCACCUCGCAGCACUACGGCAUCGCAGGUUGUGGGACGCUAGCAGUGCUAGAACAAAAUGAAACUGGGAUUGGUCUUCUCAGAAGUUUUGACUGGAGUGAUGGCCUGUUUGAUGUGACAUGGAGUGAGAACAAUGAACAUGUGCUGGUCACUUCUAGUGGGGAUGGAUCUCUGCAAAUCUGGGACACGGCUAAACCUACAGGUCCACUGCAAGUGUAUAAAGAACACACUCAGGAGGCUUAUAGUGUUCACUGGAGCCAAACCAGAGGAGAGCAGUUAGUGGUGUCUGGUUCAUGGGAUCAAACAGCCAAACUGUGGGACCCAGCUGUGGGGAAGUCAUUAUGCACUUUUAAAGGCCAUGAAGGGGUCAUUUACAGCACUAUAUGGUCUCCACACAUCCCAGGUUGUUUUGCAUCUGCCUCAGGUGAUCAGACUUUAAGAGUUUGGGAUGUGAAAACACCAGGAGUCAAAGUAGUGAUUCCAGCACACCAGGCUGAGAUCCUGAGCUGUGACUGGUGCAAGUAUGAUGAGAACUUGCUGGUAACCGGAGCAGUUGACUGUAGUUUGAAAGGUUGGGAUUUGAGGAACGUCAGGCAUCCAGUGUUCAACCUCUUUGGCCAUACAUAUGCUGUUAGAAGAGUAAAAUUUUCACCAUUUCAUUCAACUUUAUUGGCCUCCUGCUCCUAUGAUUUUACUGUGAGAUUCUGGGACUUUUCCAAGCCUAACCCCUUGUUAGAAAUUGUGGAGCAUCACACAGAGUUUACAUGUGGACUAGACUUAAGCCUUCACAACCGUGGUCAGGUGGCAGACUGUGCUUGGGAUGAAACAGUGAAGAUCUAUACCCCGCUGUGUCUGACAGUUCCUGUAUAGAGAAUGCACUUCUCUCGGUGAAGGAUGACUGACUGGGAAGGAACCUUCUUCUGCACCCCAGACCUCACCUCACACCAGAUGUGUUGAUCUUUUGCCCUUGUGUUUUUUUCAGUACAAUGUCUGUUUUUAACUGAAGCUGUUUUAAAUCCAAGGACGUUUGCAAUGCAGGAUUUGGAGAUCUUUAUGCCUGGUUUUACUGUCCAGGCAGUUCUUGGUGCAGUCAAAUGUUCGCUAUCUGUGUGGGUUAUCAAAGACUGGCAGAAACAGACAUUUUGCUGGGUUGCUUAGGGCAGAACUGUUCCUACAUUUGCUUUGUAGAGUUUAAUGGGUAUUUGUGUUAUCACUGAAGAUGAGAACCAAAAUUCCUCAGUCUUACACAGAAAUUAAAUGGUAAUGUAUUUUGAGAUACUGGCACUGUUUUUGUUUUUUAUGGUGGGGGUUUUUAACUGUAAAUUACUGUGGCAUCAACCUGAGGCUUGCAUCACUCAGUUGAUUUGAUAUUGAUACGUUUUGCUAUAAACUCACAUUGCAUUAUUUUCUCAUGCUAUAUGAUGGAUCCUGUUGAUAGACAGUAAAUGUCAUACGUUAUAGCAAGCUGCUUCCUUUGACCUUUGUGUUCACUGUUUCACGACGGCGGACAAGAUUAUUUCCAUUUUUUUCCCUUCCCUUUUAUCUUUACAGAUAAAACUCUAGAUGCCAAAAGAAAACUCUGUUCUAGAAAAUGUGAAAUACAGAAAAAAAGAUUGCAAGUGGAAAUUCUUAGAAGAGUUCCCUUUUCUUAAAAAGCUUUUUCAAACUUCAUUGAGGCUUCACUUUGAUAUUCUAAUUAUUAUCUUGUACAUCUCUACCUGCCCUGUAAAUCUCCUCAAUCUGUACCUCCCUAGAUUUUUCUCUUAACUUCUGCAUCCCACUUUCUCAUCCUUUUCCAUGAAGGACCCUUUCACAGGGGUAUUUCCAGUGGUCUCUUUGCAAAGACCUGACUGCUACUGAACUUAAACACUUCGUGGUCUUUGGUAGCAUAUGCCAGAACUGGUGAGAUACGUAUCAUGUGAUGGCCUGACACCAGAGGCUGCCAGAUCGACUGGACCAUUUGAAGAUGUAGGGAAGGAAGGUUCAGAUGACUUCAUGGAUUGCAGAGAAUGGUGGACUGCUGGGAGAAGUAAAGGGGACUAUUUUGGAAGGAGGAGCCAGGGGGCUUCUGGACAACCAUGUGAAAGUAUCUGAGCAAUGAUUAGGAGGCAGGAUGAAAGAUUAAAUCCUCUUACACAGCCAGCUUCUUUGGAUUUGGUACGAUUAUAUUUUUUCCUAGAUCAGGUGGCCUGUCCCUGUGUGCAAAGGCCUACAAGUUUAAAAAAAAAUGGAUUUUGUUUUAUGAUGGACUAUUGCAGAUUUGCAAAUGUUUGACACUUUCAUUUUGCGUGCAAAGAAAUGACACAACUAUAAAGCUAUAAUACCAUGGCUCAUUAAACCCAAUCUUAGGCAUUAAAAUAGAUUAACUCUAGCAUUAGAAGUUCCUUCCUUUCAUCUUACUUUACUACUUGGCAUAUAAGCAGCAAGACUGUAUGGAGUUCAUGAAGUUUUUGUACAUGUGUAUGAAGUACAUGGGGUACUUAUUAAGAAUAUAUGCACUUACAGUAUGUCAAUUUGAAUCCUAUAGAAGUUAAGAGCUAGUAAGAGGAUAAGAACAAUUUCAUAUUAUCUGGAUGUUUGUCGUGAAGAUGAAAAAUACACUGUACCUAAUGCCCAUGCAAAGCAAAAUGGAUUUAAACUUUUUCUUCUUAACUGUCUCCCUUCCCCCCUCAUGCACUAACUGCAAUGUUGAGAGCUGCUGAAUCCAGAUUUUAGUCUUUUGAAAAAUGAGAGAAUCCAGAAGCUCAGUGCAAUAAAUAAAUGCUGUGGCUUUUAAAUUUACCUUAUAAUCUCUAAAUGAGAAGGUUUGCUGUUAUAAACAUUUUGCUGUGUUGUGAAAAAUGUUUCUUUGGCAGUAAUUGUAGCUAAUUUUUAAUUCUCAGGGUACUUUUGUUACAUAUGAAAUAAAAUUGCUUUCAAGAUUCACAGAA
Messenger RNA from Gavialis gangeticus (Gharial), 3083 nucleotides. It is a transcript of the gene PEX7, whose product is annotated as peroxisomal biogenesis factor 7. Lineage: Eukaryota; Metazoa; Chordata; Crocodylia; Gavialidae. Gene Ontology annotation, molecular function: protein binding. The transcript has 10 exons. Gene Ontology annotation, biological process: protein import into peroxisome matrix. Gene Ontology annotation, cellular component: cytosol; peroxisomal matrix. The record is from RefSeq and is a predicted model, not a curated record. The coding region runs from base 46 to 1023 and encodes 325 amino acids.